GAAAUUCUUUGUGGGUUUGCUAUGUUGAUUUUGUUUCUUUUUUAUUUUUAGUUUACUAAGAAAAUGUCUGGAGAAGAAAGUGUUAAAGUUGCUGUUCGUGUUCGUCCAUUUAACAAGCGUGAGAGACAGAGAAAUGCAGUUUGCAUAUUGGAAAUGUCAGGUACAACAACAACCAUCACCAACCCUGAUGAUCUUGAUGAUGUGCGGAAAUUUAACUUUGAUUACAGCUACUGGUCACAUGAUGGAGCAACUGAAGAGAAUAAUGGCUAUUUUUCACCAAAGCCUGAUACUUCAUAUAUUGGGCAGAGAGAAGUUUUUAAUGAUGUUGGUGUUGGAAUUUUAAAGAAUGCAUGGGAAGGAUACAAUACCUCUUUGUUUGCAUAUGGACAAACAGGAAGUGGAAAAAGUUGGUCUGUAGUUGGGUAUGGUGCAAACAAAGGCAUUGUUCCACGCUUUUGUGAAACUUUAUUCAAAGAGAUUUCUGAGAAGAAGCAACAAGGGAAUGGUACAGAAUAUGAGGUUGUCUUCAGCAUGUUAGAGAUCUACAAUGAACGAGUUCAUGAUCUACUCAAUCCAAAAGGUGGAAAGAAAUCGUUAAAAGUUCGUCAACAUCCUAAAAAGGGUUUUUAUGCUGAUGGUCUCCUAGUUGUUCCUGUCAAAGAUUAUGCUAAUAUUGAAAUGCGUAUGGAGGAAGGAACUAAGAAUCGAACAAUUGCUGCCACCAAUAUGAAUGCUACUAGCAGUCGUGCACAUACAAUUGUUGGUGUAACAUUUAUUCAGAAGGUAAAAAACGCUGCUGGUGAAGAAACGGCAAAAUCUUCAGUCGUAAAUCUUGUUGAUCUGGCUGGAAGUGAACGAGCUGAUUCUACCGGAGCUACAGGUGAUCGUUUGAAAGAAGGUGCUGCAAUUAACCAAUCACUUUCAAGCCUUGGCAAUUGUAUAGCAGCGUUAGCUGAAAGAUCUGAAGGGAAAAAAGUAAGAGUUCCAUUCCGUGAUUCUGUACUCACAAAACUGCUGAAAAACGCUCUUGGUGGAAACAGUAAGACUAUAAUGAUAGCAGCUCUUAGUCCUGCAGAUAUCAAUUACGAAGAAACAUUGUCAACAUUGAGAUAUGCGGAUCGUGCAAAGCAAAUCAAAACAAAAGCGACAAUUAAUGAGGAUCCAACCGAGAAACUAAUUCGUGAUUUGCAAGAAGAAAAUGAAAAAUUAAAAGCAUUGUUAGCCAGUGGAGGGAAAAUAGAAAAAAUAAAAUUUGAAGAUGAUGACGAUGAUGAUGAUGACGAUGCUGACGAAUCGGGAUUGAGUGAGGAAGAGAUAAAAGCUCGUGUAGAAGAAGAGCUGGCUGCUAGGAUGGCAGAAAAUGAACGCAUGGUAAAGGAGAUGGAGCAGAAAUGGGAGGAAAAAUUGGCUACUGCUGAAAAUGAAAAUACAGAAAAAGAUGAGAAGGAGAGACGACUUAUUCAACAGAAAAAAUCAACACCACAUUUAUAUAACUUAAGCCCAGAUCCUAUGUUGACUGGUAUGGUGGUUCACCUGUUAAAGAAAGGUAUAAAUAAAAUUGGAAAAAGCAGUCAAGAUCCACAACCCGAUAUCCCACUUUUGGGAAUCAACAUACGUCCCGAUCAUGGCGAGAUUUCAUUCGUUGAUGAAAAGGUGUACAAACUAAGAGCAUGUGCGGAUGCGAGACUGUUAAUAAAUGGUCAACCUGUCACUGGUGAGAUCGAGCUUCACCAUCAUGAUAGAAUACUGCUUGGUUCCAGUCAUCUUUAUAUUUUCGCAAAUCCAGAAGAGCUGGAAAAGUUGAAGUCAGAUGGUGUUGAAAUAGUUAAAGUUUCGUAUGAAGCUGCGCAGGAGGAGAUAGCGAAGAACAGUGGCGUCAAUAUGAAGAAAUCAUCACAAAGCAACUUUGGUGACGUAGACGACAUUGUUCUGACGGAAGAUUUGACGGAUUUUUUACCCUCUGUGAGCGAAGCGAAUGGUAUCAGUGAAGAACUAGAUAAAAAGGUUCAAUUCGAAGCUGUAGUAUUGUCCGGUCAAGUAAGAGGAAGAUCUGAUGCCCGGAACGAAAUAUUUGUAAAGGUGACCCAAUUAGACACAGGUUACAUUUGGUUUUGGACAAAACAAAAAUUCAUUAACAGAAAAUAUGUCAUGCAAGAGAUGUUUGAGGAUUUUCAGAAUGGGGAAGAGUGGAAAGUACCUGUCGAACGCGAUCCUUUUUUAGAAUCGCCUGACACGGAAAGUUUAGUUGGUGUGUGUGAAAUAUUCAUGAAGUGCAUCACGUAUAUGAUUGAUUUAAGUGUAUCGGUUCCUGUGGUUGACUAUCGAGGUGCGCACGUAGGAACGUUGGAUGUCUCAGUUCUACCCUGUAAAGAAGAUGGUACAGAACUUCACGAAAAAGAUUGUUAUCUAGAUACUUCAGAUGAAUUGGAAGGGAAGAGAAUUGACUUCAAAGUUAUAAUAAAGGCUGCAACUGGCUUACCUAAACGAUACACUGAUAUAUACUGCAAAUAUGAUUUAUUCACAUACGAGAAUAUAAAAACAGAAAUCUUAAGUGAGUCUGUUGAUGUUACUUUCGCACAUACGAAACAGCUAACCGUUGACAAAUGCUCGAAAAAGAUUUUAUCAUUUCUGACCAGCAAACCUAUGAUUAUUCAAAUCUGGGGUAAACAGAAACCAGGGCGUGCAAAACCGGUCAAUAACGCCGCUAAAUUGGGCCAAACAACACGUGACAUUAUGAAGGCGGAAGCGCUAAGAAAAAGUCAAGGUGGAAAAGCAACAAAAAAGUCUUUGGUUGACGCGAAUUUUUCAAAGAACAUGGUGGAAAAUAUGGUGAUGAAAAAACGAAUGGAGGGAUUACAAAAAAAAUUAUUAAAAAUAAAAGAUUUGUGUGACAAAGAAGAAAAGAAGGGCGAAACGAAAGUUACAAUUGCUGAUGUACGUGAAAUUCUUGGUAAUGUUGCUCCUGCCACACGUGAUCGUUUCUCCAGCCAAUCAUCGUCUUCAUCGUCGUCAUCUGAUGAAGAAAGCACACCUGACAAAAGAAAAAGGAAAGGUAAAAAAGUGUCGGAGACUGAAAAAAUAAAGAAAACAUCCAAAGAAAGAAAAGAAUCGAAGCUUAAAAACGAAUCAUCAGUUAAAACAGAUUUCAAUGCUAAGAAACAAUCUAAGACCAACAAGCAGUCUGUUACUAGUGUCAAAAAAACUGUUGAAGAAGAGAAAGAGGCUGAAAAACAUCAUGUUGAAAAGAGUGAAAAUAACAAUGUGACAAAAGUGAGGGAGGGUGAUUCUUCAAAUAAAAAUAAUUCAGGAAAAAGCUCAUUUUGCGCAUUAGUAUAAUUGAUCCCAGUUGUUUCUUACGAUCAUCUUCUGUCUGUUCAGAUUGCAUGGAACCAAUCAUUUUUGUAUUUAGCUACACGUUUGUUUAUAUAAGAAAUCCCGUAUGAUACUAAGAAUCAUUUACUAGUGAUUUAACAGAAAUGCUUAAUAAUUUUAACAGUAAACUCCAGAAAAAUUAAGAAACCUAGGUUACUAGGCUAUUUGCUUGCUUUCUAAUUAGAUUGCUACCCAGCCGUGUUCGUUGUACAUCAUGCUAUGCCUUUUUUGAGAAACUUUUCUGAAGCCUUUAAAAACAAAACAUGUUCCCAUAACACAAUCCUGAAUGAGGUCGAGUUUUUUUCGAGUAUUUUUUUUCUUUCUUUCUUUUUUAAUAAAUCCAGUAAAAUGAAUAUAAGGGAUUGAGUUUUUUUAUACAAAAUAUAUAUUUUUUCAAUGUAUUAGUAUUAUAGAAUUAAUUUUUAAUCGAUGCUUGAAUGCAGCCUCCGUGAUUGUACCCACAAUGUUUUGUGUGUGAAGAACAAAAUUUUUAGUUUCGUGUCCCACUCUAUUUAUAUUAUCUUUUCUAUUCAAUCUACGUUAAUUAUAUUUUUCCGCAAUUGAUUUUAACAAUUCAUAAUUAAAUUGCAUCUAAUCCUUUUCAUGGGAUGGUUUGAGGUCAUCCUGUCCUCUUGUGAACAAAAGCCAAAACAAAUUUAUAGGCUUUUAUUAGCAUGAAUACCGUCAUUCCUCUUUUUAGCCCCCGGUUCUGGAGGUUUUAGACGGGUCUUAAUAGAAGGGGGGCUAAAUAAAGGAAGGGGGGUAAAUAAAUAUUAGAAUUUUAAACACAAUAUCUAUUUUUCAAAUUAAUACAAAAAGCCCGUCGUAAAGAAAAAGAACCAUAGAUAUUUUGCAAAUAAAACUUAGGGAGAAAAAAUUAAAUCUGCAGCAUGUAGAUAUCAUUGACGCUAAAUCAACUAAAUAUAGGGAAGGGGCUAAAAAGAGGAAUUACGGUACUACCGCCUUCUAUGUUAUAUCUUUAUGUAACUCUAUCUUUCUAAGUGAUUUUAAAGAUUAGCUACGCCUCUCCCCAAGCGAAAAUCAAACAUAAGAAUAUAUUUAAAAACUCCCUUAACACGAGUCAAAAAUGUAAAUAUUUGGGUAUUUUUUUUAAUAAUCACAGUAUUGGAUAGUGUUGUCAAUUUAUUUUGAAUUUGGAAUGAGAUAUUUCUAA
This is a messenger RNA of Hydractinia symbiolongicarpus, 4546 nucleotides long. Its product is annotated as kinesin-like protein KIF28P. Gene Ontology annotation, molecular function: ATP hydrolysis activity; microtubule binding; ATP binding. Lineage: Eukaryota; Metazoa; Cnidaria; Hydrozoa; Anthoathecata; Hydractiniidae. The record is from RefSeq and is a predicted model, not a curated record. Gene Ontology annotation, biological process: microtubule-based movement; cytoskeleton-dependent intracellular transport. The coding region runs from base 64 to 3336 and encodes 1090 amino acids. Gene Ontology annotation, cellular component: kinesin complex; microtubule. The transcript has 28 exons.